This is a messenger RNA of Musa acuminata subsp. malaccensis (wild Malaysian banana), 1248 nucleotides long. RefSeq names its product protein IRON-RELATED TRANSCRIPTION FACTOR 3. The record is from RefSeq and is a predicted model, not a curated record. Gene Ontology annotation, molecular function: protein dimerization activity. NCBI's taxonomy places the organism in Eukaryota, Viridiplantae, Streptophyta, Magnoliopsida, Zingiberales, Musaceae.
CUCUCUCUCUCUCUCUCUCUUUCUCGCUCAAUUAUCUGUUCGGGAAGGGAGGAGGAAAUCCCCUGAAGCGGUCGACGUCUCUCUCUCUCUCUCUCUCUUAGACUCUCUCCUGGCGAACAAAGAUUAGUUUCCCUCGAGACUUGGAAAGAAAGCAAUUCAGUUCUGAGUAGGCGUGUUGUCUGUUCUUUACAGACACGUAACCGGAACAUGGUAGCGAAGGCUUCGGCUUCUAUGGCGAGCGGCGCAAACGCUGUAUCCGAGCAAUCUGCUGGCAGGUCAAUCCCAAGUACAAAAAUGUCAAGGAAAGUUCCAAAGAAAGAACACAAGGCUAUGAGAGAGAAGAUGAAACGUGACCAUUUGAAUGAUCUAUUUCUGGAGCUGGGUCAGGCACUUGAAACAUCCCGGCAGAAUAAUGGGAAAGCCUCUAUAUUGGUUGAUGCUACUCGAUUAUUGCGAGAUCUCCUUGCACAAGUUGAAGUCCUUAGAAAGGAAAAUGUUACUUUGAUGAAUGAAUCUCACUAUGUUACUGAAGAGAAGAACGAGCUGCAAGAUGAGAAGAAUGUCCUAAAAGCAGAGGUGGAGAAGCUGCAAAAUGUGUUACAUGAGGGGACGCAAUCUGAUCCUAUGGCGGAGUGGCAUAGCAAAUCAGACUUGGCACCUCCAACUCUGCCUCAGUCCUUGACUGCAGCAUUGCCAAUGCAGCAACAGCCUGUUGCCCCCCUCAUCGACAUUGCCCUUCAUCAAGAUCUCAAUCCCCUUUCAGAUGCUGCAAUUUCACCACCCUCACCAGCGGCUACUUCAAAAGUGAGUAGACCACAUGCCAGAUACCCCACGCCCUCAGACACUUGGUCACUCGAGCUCCUUUCCAGAAAUCAAAGAGCAGCACACGAAGCACAGCAUGGCAGUGGCAGCACAUCUGAUGGAAGGGUGGAAGGCUUAGAUAAUCAAUGAUCCAGAAAAAUGAUCCAUUUGAAAGAUGUACAUGAUAACUUUUCUACUAGGAACUGAAGUAUGUACUGGUCAUGGCGAAAUAAGUUUUUCAGCUCCUGUAUGAGGACCAUUGCUAUCUUUAUCUCAAUGUCUAAUGAGUCAUCUUUGAGCGGUCGGUUCUCAAUACCACCUUUGUUGUAUGCCAUUUUACAUUUUCUUGAUAGUUUGUGCUUUUCUUCUAUUUGUUUAUUCAGAUUGCCAGAACUGUUUGCUGUUUCAAACAAAGUUAUGAUCUCCUUAUACGUGCAGUGUUUCACA